AUAUAAUCAGCGUUUUCAUAGGGAGCCGAGAAUUAGGGUUUACGAGCUCCGAGGGUUUUGAAAUUGAAGAAGAAGAAGAAGUAGUUUUCGUUUCGAAUCAAAAGGAACAAUGAUCUACGACGUCAAUUCGCCUCUCUUCAGGUCAUUCCUCAGCCAGAAGGGUGGUUCUUCUGACAAGAGGAAAGCUGAGGAGCAGAAACCAAAGGAACACAGGCCAAAAGCUAACGAAAAUAAGCCUGUAAUGACCGAGUGAUAGCUGCAUAAUUAAGAUUUGGCAUGGGGUAGGGGGUUUCAAAUGCUGUAGUGAACUAUGUUGAGGACCUCUUUUCAAUUGAAUUUCCUUACUGAUGGGACUUGUACUUGACUUUUGUAAGAUUUUCUUUUCUAUAUGCUAUUUGGAAAUAGAUUUUGUGAGUUUGUAAUGGAAAUAGCUUUCUAAAACACAAUAUGCUUUCGGGAGUUGAUCCUUUUAUGAAGAGUUGAAAAGUUAUGCCUGACAGCAAUUUGAAGUGUUGCAGUCACUUGGCCGCCU
This is a messenger RNA of Camellia sinensis, 532 nucleotides long. NCBI's taxonomy places the organism in Eukaryota, Viridiplantae, Streptophyta, Magnoliopsida, Ericales, Theaceae. The record is from RefSeq and is a predicted model, not a curated record.